This is a messenger RNA of Opisthocomus hoazin, 1403 nucleotides long. Lineage: Eukaryota; Metazoa; Chordata; Aves; Opisthocomiformes; Opisthocomidae. The record is from RefSeq and is a predicted model, not a curated record.
AUGCCAGCAGUGGCAGGAAAGAAAGCUCUUCAGGGUAUUCUAGAGCGCUUAGAUGCUGGAGAAAUUGUGAUUGGAGAUGGAGGAUUCGUCUUUGCUCUUGAAAAGAGGGGAUAUGUAACAGCUGGUCCUUGGACUCCUGAAGCAACAGUAGAACACCCAGAAGCAGUUCGUCAGCUUCACCGGGAAUUCCUCAGAGCCGGAUCCAAUGUUUUGCAGACAUUCACGUUUUAUGCCAGUGAGGACAAACUAGAGAACAGGGGCAAUUAUGUAGCUGAGAAAAUAAGUGGCCAGAAAGUAAAUGAAGCUGCUUGUGACAUUGCAAAAGAAGUGGCUAAUGAAGGUGAUGCUUUAGUGGCUGGAGGAGUUAGUCAAACACCAUCAUACUUAAGCUGCAAGGAUGAAGCAGCCGUUAAAGCAGUCUUUCGAAAGCAACUAGAUGUCUUUAUGAAGAAGAAUGUGGACUUCCUAAUUGCAGAGUAUUUUGAACAUGUUGAAGAGGCUGUCUGGGCAGUUGACGUUCUAAAAGAAUCUGGAAAGCCAGUUGCUGCUACGAUGUGCAUUGGUCCGGAAGGAGACAUGCAUGGUGUGCCCCCUGGACAGUGUGCUGUCCAACUGGUAAAGGCUGGUGCUUCUAUUGUUGGAGUCAACUGCCAUUUUGAUCCAAAUACUUGCCUGGAAACUGUGAAACUGAUGAAAGAGGGCUUGCAGGCUGCUAAACUGAAAGCCCAUCUGAUGUCCCAGCCACUUGCUUUCCAUACACCUGAUUGUGGAAAGCAAGGUUUUAUUGAUCUUCCAGAAUUUCCCUUUGGUCUGGAGCCAAGAAUUGUAACCAGAUGGGAUAUUCAAAAAUAUGCAAGAAAGGCCUAUGACUUAGGAAUUCGUUACAUUGGAGGUUGCUGUGGAUUUGAGCCAUAUCACGUCCGAGCAAUAGCAGAGGAGUUGGCUCCUGAAAGGGGAUUUUUGCCAGAAGCUUCUGAUAAACAUGGUAGUUGGGGCGAUAGCCUGAGCAUGCAUACCAAACCCUGGGUCAGAGCAAGGGCAAGAAAAGAAUACUGGGAGAAUCUGAAGCCUGCUUCUGGAAGGCCAUAUUGUCCUUCAAUGUCAAAGCCAGAUGGCUGGGGCGUGACAAAAGGAGCCAGGGAGCUGAUGCAACAGAAAGAAGCAACCAGUGAACAACAGCUGAAAGAGCUCUUCCAGAAACAGAAGUUCUAAUCCACUGCACUUAUGUAUGUGUUAGAAUGAUUUAACUACAGAUCAUCUCAUGCUUCACAAAAAAAAUCUGUGAAGAUGUGUACCCUGUUGAUUUAUCAGUUUAUAUGUAAUGGAAGAGACAAAAUGCAGAAAGAAUGUGAUCAUAGAUUAAAUAUGCCAGACCUUGAUAAUAAAAUCUUUCUCUGGAUAAA